UAAAAUAAUGGGCGUGGCAUUGGCCAUUUUUCUGUUUUCUUUCAAGUCUUUCAAGUCCUGGAAUCGGCGAAAAUUUAAAGCAAUCCUUCGGAUACCUACGAUUUGCACUACUCACAUUAGUCUUUUAAAAUGGAAAGGAAAACAGCCUUAGAACUUUUGGAACCUUCCAAUCGCGACGACCUAAACGUCUUGUACAAAACUUGGGGAGUCGUGGCUGGCACCGUCCUGGGAAUAGCCUCAGCAGUGUGGAUGAACUGGGCGAGUUAUAAACCAGCAUACAGCGGCGCUCCCAGAUCACUCCUUAUCAUAGCUGCAUUCGGUGGAGCUGGAAAAUAUCUCCAGGAUUACAGAGAUAGAAAGUUGGCCGAGAGGGACGCUAUUUUGAGACAUUAUAUUACUCUCCACCCUGAAGAUUUUGAAUUACCACCUCGCGUCAAGUACGCUGAUGUGUUCCAGAAAUGGAUUCCCGUUCGAUAAACAUUGAGGUUUGCUGCAUGUGUUAAAAGCUCGCAUAGUUGAUUAUUAAUAAAAAGAUGUAAAUAGAAAUAUUA
Neocloeon triangulifer is the source of this 551-nucleotide messenger RNA. RefSeq names its product NADH dehydrogenase [ubiquinone] 1 subunit C2 (gene ND-B14.5B). The transcript has 3 exons. Gene Ontology annotation, biological process: mitochondrial electron transport, NADH to ubiquinone. NCBI's taxonomy places the organism in Eukaryota, Metazoa, Arthropoda, Insecta, Ephemeroptera, Baetidae. Bases 130 to 477 code for a protein of 115 amino acids. Gene Ontology annotation, cellular component: mitochondrial inner membrane. The record is from RefSeq and is a predicted model, not a curated record.